AUGUCCCAGGCAAACGAUAUUCAGCGGUCACUCCUGCGGCCCGCGAUCAUUCAUACGCUUCGCGCUGCCGGAUUUCACAGCACAAAACCCUCCGUUCUGGAUACCUUGGUCGACAUCACCGAGCGCCAUUUCAUUCUGCUCGCCUCCACUGCCGCACAACACGCGUGGUCAUCGCACAAUGAUCCGGUGCCGACCAUUACAGAUGUGCGAAUGGCCCUGUCAGACUGCGGUGUACUCAUCYCAUACAUCGAUGCAUCGGAGGAAUCGUGGAAGGAACGGAUGCGCAAACCAUUGAAAGAAGUUGCCGAUGUGCCACAGGGCGGCAAAGGUCGACUUGCAGCAGAGAAGCGUAAGCGGGAUGAGGAGGAUACCAAGGAUGUUCGACAAUUCACCAACUGGUACAAUUCAUCUCAAUAUCGGGAGAUCAAAAGGGUGGCGGGAAUAAUCCCCGACGAGGGCAUUGCGCGCAUGGGAGUGGGUGGUCAGAUGAUGCAGGGCGAUGACUUCUUUACUUCAUUGAAAAAGAAGCUCAGCAAGGCGGCGGACGAUGCGAGAUUACAAGGAACUGUAUUGGGUCGGCCUGCGGAUGGCAGAGAGGUUGUUAUCGAGGGAGGCCCGGUGCAACAUCUCAAAGACUGGAGACCGAAGUCCGAGGAUCGAAUUACCAAUCCGGCUUCUCUCGUGAACAACUCUGAUUCAAGUCUGAGUACUCCGGGAGAGACAGCGGAGGCCGAGAUGACAGACAUCAAUGCAGAUGGGGAUGGAUUGCAGGCGGCUGACCCAGUAAGCUGA
Molecule: messenger RNA, 792 nt
Organism: Ramularia collo-cygni
Lineage: Eukaryota; Fungi; Ascomycota; Dothideomycetes; Mycosphaerellales; Mycosphaerellaceae
Product: related to Bromodomain associated domain protein
Exons: 1
Coding region: 1-792 (263 amino acids)
Molecular function (GO): protein heterodimerization activity
Source: RefSeq, a predicted model, not a curated record